Molecule: messenger RNA, 2205 nt
Organism: Phyllostomus hastatus (greater spear-nosed bat)
Lineage: Eukaryota; Metazoa; Chordata; Mammalia; Chiroptera; Phyllostomidae
Gene: RUFY4
Product: RUN and FYVE domain containing 4
Exons: 11
Coding region: 35-1747 (570 amino acids)
Biological process (GO): positive regulation of macroautophagy
Source: RefSeq, a predicted model, not a curated record
GAGCCACAAGGAAUCAUAUUAUCUUCAAAUACACAUGGCAGAAGAGGGGGCUGCCCUCAAGGUCACCAGGGACCUGAAAGCUGCUGUCUCUGCCAUCCUCCAGGGCUACGGGGGCAGGCAUCGGGUGACAGACGCCAGCGCUGAGCUGCACAGACUCUGUGGCUGCCUGGAGCAGCUGCUGCAGUUUGACCAGAAGCAGCAGAAGAGCUUCCUGAGGCCGCGGAAGGAUUACUGGGACUUUGUCUGCACUGCCCUAUGGCAGCAGCGGGGGAACACGGAGCCGGCACGCUUUGUCCACUCACAGGACAAGUUGAAGACGCCCCUGGGGAAAGGCCGUGCCUUCAUCCGCUUCUGCCUUGCCCACGGACAGCUGGCCGAGUGGCUGCAGCUCUGCCUCCUGAGCCCACAGCUCACCAGGGAAUGGUAUGGCCCCCGCAGCCCUCUGGUGCACCCUGACCUCCAGGAGGACAUCCUGGACUCCCUCUAUGCUCUCAACGGGGUGGCCUUUGACUUGGACCUGCAGCGGCCAGACCUGGACGGGGCUUGGCCCAUGUUCUCAGAGUCCCGCUGCUCCAGCUCCAGCCGGACCCAGGGAAGAAGACCCAGAAAAGACAGAGAUUCCCCAAAGGAGACCUCAGCUGUGCGUGGGAGCCCCAAAGGAGUCCUGCCAGAGGAGCCACACACCAGCCAAGCCAGCGGUCUGCAAGAUGCACCAGCAGACCAGUUGGCUGGACUCCUCACAUCCCAGCAAAACGGGCAUCUUCCCCCCUUUUUGGAAGUGAAGAAAGACGAUCCGAGAAGCCUCGGGGUCCCCCACAGCACGUGGGAACCAGAGGGGGAGGAGCGGCAGCAAGACCAGGAAAUGGGAGCCCCAAGGGCGAGCCUCUGCCCGGGAAACUCAACACUCAGCAUCCAGGGUCCGGGGGAGGGGGCCAGGCGGGCUCUGAAGGAGGUGGUAGAGACAGAGUGUGAGGUCAGAGGGGUGCCGCUGAGUGCAGGGGGUCAGAGAACAACAGAGGGGACUCGUGAAAGGGAGGCAGAGUGGGGUCGUGUCCAGAGGCUGCUGGUCUCCGGCUCCAGAGGGACAAAUGAAGGCACAAUGUCAAGGAGCAGAGGGGAGGGCAAGGUGCCUGGCACCCUGGGGGAGCCCAGCGUCCUUCAGAGCCCGGGACCGAAGGGAGGCUCCGCCACUGAGGAGCCACAGGAGCAAACAGGAGUGACCAGUGCAACCAGGACAGAAGACGAGGGAGCAGACGUGGCCUUGCAGGAUGCAGUCGAGAGCCUCAGACAUAGGCUCCAGAAGACCAAGGAGCAAGCCCAGCACCAGGAGUGGCUGUGGAAGGAGCAGGACAGGCAGCUGAAGGCACUGCAGGAGCAGCUCACCAGGUGUCAGGAAGAGAGAGCCCGGCUGCAGGCGGAGCUGGAGCAGAAGCAACAGGAGGCUGAAAGGAGGAGCGCCGUGUACGAGGAGGAGCUCCGAGGGCAGCGGGACCUGGUCCAGGCCAUGAAGAGGCGGGUGUUGGAACUGAUUCAAGAGAAAGAUAACCUGUGGCAGAAGGUUCAGCACCUCUCUUCCGUGGCCCCUGGAUGCUGCAUCAGCUGUAGCAAGGUCUUUGGCCGGCUGUCUCGGCGGUACCCAUGCAGGCUGUGCGGAGGCCUGGUUUGCCAUGCCUGCUCUGUGGGUUACAAGAAGCAAGAGCACCGCUGCCCAUCCUGUGCCCAGAAAGGAGAAGCCCAGGGCGUCUGAUCAAGACCUACCCAGGACUGGCCAUCCCACCCCACCUCCCCUCCACCCUCCCGGGACCUGUGGUCUGACCGGCACUGCUUUCUAGAACUUGGUCACUGGAGGCGGACAGCACUUGAGUUGCCAGACUGGGGUGCAGAGGAUGAAAGGAGCCAGGUCAGCAGGCAGGAGACAGGCUCCAGCCCUGCAUCCGCCACUGAAGAGCUGGGCGACUUUGUCAAAGCUCUCCGCUCCCCGGACGUUUUCCUGUAACACGCGGAAACACCAGGCACCAAUUGCUCUGAGGUCCGUUUGGGCUCAGAAAGCCCUUGACUGCGCAUAAGAUCCGACAGCCUGCCUUUCUUCUCCACGUGCCUCCUCACCCAGGCCGCCACCCCUCACGGUACUGCCCGGUCUCCGGGUCCUCCAGACCUUCUGUCUGGGUCUGCUUCAGGGCCUGUUGUUGUUCUGUUUUGUUUUUA